AUGAAAACAGAAGGAAAAAUCCUCUCAUUCAAAUUAAUCAGUUCAGAUUUGACUUUACAAUUUCCAGGCAUAACUUUGAUAAAGAAUAAAGAGAAGCAAAUAUCUUCACUCAUUUCAACACAAUCUUGGAGUCAUGUGAAUAAAAACAGAAAAUCAGAUCAGAACUUAAAAUCUUGUAUUCAAACUUUUGGAGAUCAACCAGGGAUGCCUCAAAAUUUAUGGUUUUAA
Molecule: messenger RNA, 228 nt
Organism: Clunio marinus
Lineage: Eukaryota; Metazoa; Arthropoda; Insecta; Diptera; Chironomidae
Source: the annotation of a GenBank genome assembly